Molecule: messenger RNA, 2379 nt
Organism: Suricata suricatta (meerkat)
Lineage: Eukaryota; Metazoa; Chordata; Mammalia; Carnivora; Herpestidae
Gene: UBOX5
Product: U-box domain containing 5
Exons: 5
Coding region: 178-2061 (627 amino acids)
Biological process (GO): protein polyubiquitination
Cellular component (GO): nucleus
Molecular function (GO): ubiquitin-ubiquitin ligase activity; ubiquitin protein ligase binding
Source: RefSeq, a predicted model, not a curated record
GCAUCCUGGGAAGCGGAGGAGAAAGGUCUGUCUCCACCUGGCCAUCCUGUAGGGACUCAGCUGCAGGGAGUACACUCAGCAUUGCAUCCUCGGUCCUCGGUCCUCAGAUGUUAUCCGGUGACCCCAGGACCCCAGUGCUAUUUCUGAUGCUUGGAAGCUACCCUUUCAGCCACAAAGAUGGUCAUAAAUCUUUGCCUCCCACAGUUCAGACCACGAAUUUCCUGCAACAAGAUAUCAGCUGAUGGUUACGAAGUAGAAAAUCUCAUCUCCGAAGACCUGACAAAGAGAAGUCAUGGUUUUAGGACAGAGUAUUUCAUUAAGCCCCCAGUCUAUGUGACAGUUUCCUUUCCCUUCAGUGUGGAAAUCUGUAGGAUUAACAUAGACCUCACAGCCGGGGCGGGCCAGCACGUCACCGGCCUGGAAAUGUACACGUCCGCCUUAUCCAGCAGAGCACCUUGGAGUGCCCCCGAGUGCCGGACCCUGGGUCCCGCAGAGUCGUCCGUCCCGGACAAGGAGGCGUUCACCUUGGUAGGCAAAGUCUUGUUGAAAAACCAGAGCCAGGUGGUGUUCAGCCACCGGGGUUUCAAGGCCAGGCCACCUUUUGGCCCAAUGGAAGCCACACUCCCCUCUCCCGCCGUUGUGGCACAGGAGCUCUGGAAUAAAGGGGCUCUUUCCCUUAGCCACGUGGCCCAUCUCAAGAUCUGUAUCACUCACGUGACAGGCAGCGGAAUCCCAUGCAUCAAACGAUUGGAAGUGUGGGGUCAGCCCGCUAAAACCUGCUCUCAGGAGGUGAUCGAUAGUGUCCUGCUUGUUGCCUCAGAGGGCCUCCCUCAGGGCUUGGCUCUGCAGGCCCCAGCCCUGCCCAUGGAGAGUGACUGUGACUCCGGGGGCCUGCCCGAGGGCCAGCAGGCCCCCUGCCGCCUGCAGGAGCUAGCUGAGGUCAUCCAGGGUGUGCCGGAGGAGUUCCUGGACCCCAUCACCCUGGAGAUCAUGCCUUGCCCCAUGCUGCUGCCCUCAGGCAAGGUCAUCGACCAGAGCACGCUGGAAAAGUGUAACCGCAGUGAGGCCGCCUGGGGCAGGGUGCCCAGCGACCCUUUCACGGGGGUAGCCUUUACUCCACACUCCCAGCCCCUGCCUCACCCCUCCCUGAAGGCCCGGAUCGACCAUUUCCUGCUGCAGCACUCCAUUCCAGGCUGCCACCUGCUUGGGAGAGCACAGACUGCGUUGGCAGUGACGCCUUCCUCCAUUGCUCUGCCCUCUCGGAAAAGGAAGAUGGAGCAGACUGAACAGGCCCCAGACAGUAGCCUUGGUGUCAGUGCUUCCUGUUUUUCUACCACAAGCCUUCUGGUCUCACCCACUACCUCAGAGCACACCGCUAAGAAAAUGAAAGCUGCCAGUGAGCUUGGGCUGACACACAUGGACUGCUCAACAGGUCCCGUGUCCCACGAGCAGAAGCUGUCACAGAGCUUGGAAGUUGCCUUGACGUCGACCCUUGGCUCCAUGCCCUCCUUCACGGCUCGGCUGACCCGGGGACAGCUCCAGCAGCUCGGCACGAGAGAGAGCAGUGCCUGCUGGAGGCCAGGCGCCCCCUCGGUCUGGGAGCACCCCGGGGCCCGAGUGCGCCUCCUGCAAAAGAGCGUUUUCUCCCUACUUCAAAAAGGAGCCCGUGUACCAGCUCCCCUGUGGCCACCUCCUGUGCCGGCCCUGCCUGGGCGAGAAGCAGCGCUCCCUGCCCAUGACGUGCGCAGCCUGCCAGCGGCCGUUCGCCAGCCAGGAUGUGCUUCGUGUCCACUGCUGAGUGACCGGCCUCAAGCGGAGAAGACCUGUCGAUGGCAGUUGCUGAGGGAGAGAGAGAGAGAGAGAGAGUGUGUGUGUGUGUGUGUGUGUGUGUGUGUGUGUGUGUGUGUGGUGGGGCACGACCCCCUGAGGUCAGGCCAGAUCCCAGGCACUGAAGGGCCCUUUCUUCCCCAGGGGCUUUCCCUUUGCCUCCUUCCAGAGUGUAGCCCAGGGCUGGAGCACGGGGAGAGGCACUCCACUCCUGCUAAAGUGGCAGUAGGGUAACAAAGCCAUAGUUUGGGCCGGGAGGGGUAGGGGACGUCUCCCUCCCGUCCUGUGCCUCCCUGCCACCCCCCUGCCAGAGCCCAGGGCCUGUUUGAGCCAGCCCCACCCUGCCGAGGGUGCCCCGAGUUGUCUGCACACACACCCCAGCCCUGCAGGAUGGACAUGAGUGGAGCACAAGAGACCGUGGCUUGAGAGCCCAAGGACAGCCUCCGCCCGUAGUGUCACCCAGAAGGUUCUGUGGCUGGAGCCUGCGGUGAAUGACUCAGCCCCUGACUUGCAGAUGACUCUGAGCCUUAAUAAAGCGAUGGUUGGCGUCUG